This is a messenger RNA of Aplysia californica (California sea hare), 5888 nucleotides long. Its product is annotated as mucin-17. NCBI's taxonomy places the organism in Eukaryota, Metazoa, Mollusca, Gastropoda, Aplysiida, Aplysiidae. The record is from RefSeq and is a predicted model, not a curated record.
GCGACGUACUUUUGUGUGCUCUACGUCAUCAUCUCGUGUGUAUUUAUGACUUUUUUGUUUCCUUCAAAUUACAGACAUUCUGCUUCGACCGAGAGACUCUGCUUGUACUCUCAGUGAUUUCAUGCUUAAGUAAUAAAUUUGGGAUGCCUUCAAUGAAGUACAAGUUUACAGACACACGCAAAAUAGAGGGUGUGUCUUCGCCUCUCUCAGCGCAAGACCUGGUUUAUUUUUAGAAUUCGGCCAGUCGUUCGCCAGCGCCGCGCCGUCACGCGUAGUGACGUCAUGGAUAUGUGUGUACACGGUGCACAGAUCAGAGCCAAAGUGUUUAGUUUGUACAGGCAUUUUUGGAAUCUGGCAUUUGACAUAGUGAUUAUUGAAACAUUAAACUAAUUGUCUGCAAAAGUGUACUAAAAUUCGAUCGUUAGAAUGUUUGAAAUUGGCGAAAAUUAUAUAUAGGUCAAAAGGUUAAAGGUCACGUGGACCCUUGUCUUUCAAUUUGUAGUCCCCGUCGUUCACAGGAACAUUACAUGACGGUUCUUCUGAUUUCAAUCUCUAUGCCUACACAUUGAAUGUGCAUGGUAUUGGAUGGUGUUGCUGAAUGAUCUUUGGCAAUGAGGAAGAAACGACCAAAAGGUGUUCCACCAAAUUCAAAGAAACUUUUCUCCAUGUUACAUUAGCUGUGAUCUCCCAGUGAUAAUAUGGAUGCGGAUGGAUCUGGAUUCCCGUUCCCGCAAGGGGCUCAAGAAUCAAGCGAGCCAUCGUGGGGUGACCUCUUCAUCGACGGCAUCCACGCAGAUGACACGGCGGGCGCCGGGGAUGCUGGGAAUGGUUCCUCAGGAGCCGCGUCGUCCCAGCAGAUGAUCCCUCCCUCACAGGCCAGCGUUGUCGGCGGACAGCUGCAGAUACAACUUCAACCACAGACCAGCGUCAAUCGAGUUUUAUCGGAUGCGUCAAUAAACAUUCCGACCCACCUGCAAGGCUCCCUGCCCAACGCGGCCAUGCAACAGGCCAGUACCAGCAUCGGGGGUACCAGCACCGUGGCCUACCUCACACAGUCCGCGUCUUCCCAGCAGCUCAUGAGCACGGCCGGCCGCAUACACAACGUGGUCUCGGCAACUCCACAGCAACAGCAGCAAUCUCAGCCGCAGCAGGUGCCUUCCUCGGCUGCUCAGCCUCAGCAGCAGCAUGGGAAUGCCAAGCUGGUACAGAUUGCUCCCACCUUUCCUAUGGCCACACAACUGUCCAAUGGUGUGCCGGUGCAGACGUUGCUACAGUCCAACCAGACGCUGGGUGCUCAGACCAUCUACAGCAACCCCACGCAGGGCCUGUUUCCCACCCAAGGCUCGGUGCACAUCGAGAACCCCAAGGUCGUGAACGUGAACUUUGGGCCGCACGUCAUACAGCAGGACGGCACUGGUCACCCGGCCAUACUGCAGACUGCGGAGGGCAAGCGAUUGCUUAUCACCAACUCACAACUGCAACAAAUGUCCCAGUCUAUCAGCCUGACUCAGCCCCUGGUCGGGACACAGUUGAUCAACCCGGCCUCGGGUGCCGUGGGCAACGUGAUCCGUGCCAGCCUGCCCCAGGCCACCCACACCAUCGUGCCCUCCUCCUCCAGCGCGCCACGCCAGAUUUUGCUGCCACAGGGACAGACGGUCAUCCCGCGACAGCCAACCACGCCACAGGGGGGCCUGCAGAAGAACGUGGUGCUGCGUCCGCUGCAGUCCAACAUAUCGCCUGUCAUUUAUCAGAACGGUCAGGGCAACGUAGCGGGCCAGUUGCUGCAGUCCCAGCCCACCCUCAUCACCUCGUCCGGCACGGGCCUCCAAGUGGUCAACGCUGCCGGUAACCAAGGCAACCAGGUGCAGCUCAUUGCGCAGCCACCCAUAAACCAGAGUGCUGUCGGGCCGCAGCAGGUGAACCCAAACACCAUCAUGAACUUGAUUGGCAACCAGGGUGUGAUCCCCAACUCCAAUAACCAGAUAGCUGGCUUGGUCCCCGGCCAAAGUAUCCUGGUCAACGGACAGAUGCUUAACCUGGGCCCGCUGGGCGGCCUGUCCCAACUCCAGGUGCAGCCCAACACUCAGGGCAUAGUCACGCUGGCCAGUGUCAACCCGUCCGUCAGCCGAGCCGCCCAGUUCCAAUCCAACAACCAGCAGCUGCUCAUCCAGCACAGUGGUGGUCAGCAGCAGCAGCAGCAGCAACAACAACAGCAGCAGCAGCAGCAGGUUGUGUUUCAGCAGAAGAUCGCGACAGCUUCUCCGUCCCAGGCAGGCAGCGUGACCAACCUGAGCACUCAGCCACAGCGGCUGGUCCAGCAGCACAAGUCUGUGGCCCGCACGCCCACGCCUACCGCCAACUCUGCCUCCUCCACCCCAACCCCUCCGUCCAGCACCCCGACACCCACCAACGAUCUCAUGGCCGACUUGUGUGGCUCGGGGGGCAAGAACCAAAGCAACAUUCUGGAGCAGGCGCUGUCCUUGUCUGACAUUGACCUCAGGUCGUUCGAGGACGAUUUCGGGUUCUUUGACAACCCCGGCGAGUGUCUAGCGGCCGUGACCACGCCGCCCCCCUCUGUGACCCCCGUGCCCCCCGCCAAACCAAAGCCACCGCCAGCAAAGAGCAAGUCGAAGAGCUCCAAGUCCAAGCUGAAGCAGCAGCAGCAGCAACAGCCUGUGGUGGCCAUGCAAGCCAAUAACAACACAAGUCUCCAACAACCGCCGGCAGCUCAACUAACCAACGCUAAAGGUCAGAAGGUCACUCUCAGCCCCCAGCAGAGGUUGAUCACGGCCAACGGACAGGUGUAUGUCGUCUCGCCCAACGGUCAGCGCCUGAUCCUGCAGCAGUCUGCCGGUGGGGGUACGGGGGGCCUCACGUCUCCGCAGGUCAAACCAGUGGUGACCUCUCAGGCAGCAGCAGGGGUGGGGGCCACGCUGGACAUCUCGGCUAAGCCAGCCGCCGCCCUCCCCGCCUCCAGCACCACGGUACACAUCAAAGGUCAUCCGCAGCAAGCGCUCAGUCUGGGUAGUCUGACGACCUCGGGGGGCACCCAGCUCAAACUGACCCCCAACACUUUGUCCCAGAAGAACUUGCUCAUCACCAGCAACGCACACACCGGGGGCCACCACAUUCUCAUCAAAAACUCUCCGCGGGUCACUGUGGCUGCUGCCUCGGCGGCCGUGGGCGGUCAAGCCUUGGCCAAAGUGGAGGCGGGUCACACUGUGACCAGCAGCCAGCUUGUCUUCACCACAGCCUCGACCAUGAGUGGGUCUGCCAUCACCUUCGCGCAGGUCGGACAGUUACAGUCGUCCAGUACGGCCGGCGGUCAAAGUCCACGCCUGCCGUUGAAGAACCAAAAGAUCAGCACUCUGGGCGGGACGUUCAUCAAACAAGAACCGAACCUGGCGGUCGUGAAGCAAGAACCCCCGUCCAACGUUCAGACAGAAUCGCUGGCCGCUCUGUCCCCCUCGCUGGCUGCGAUAGACACGAGCUCUUCGCCCUUACCAUCCCGCCCCCUGGCCGUCACUACCUCGGUGGUGGUCACGGCAACGAUGCCUCUAGUCACCUCGUCGGCAUCCUUCUCCUCCGUGGCUACGGUCACCUCUCAGGCCCACCUACCGACCAUCAUGGCCACCACAGACUCACUGCCAUCUGUGGGCCCCCAGCCCGCGCCUCAGAGCGCAGACACUGUGGCUGGUGCUGUGGUGCCCGGUGUAGCGAUGGAUACUUUGUCUCUCUCGGAUUCUCUUCCUCUUCCUGCUCCCAGCGGUGUCAGUGUGAGCUCGUCCCCUGGAGUAGCAGUGGUAUCUUCCUCAACCUCCGCUGCUACCUCAUCCCGCUCGGGCUCGGCUCCCGCUGCUCAGCUGGCCGCCACGUUGCCACAAGCAGGGAAACUGGCUGCGUCGUCACUGGCGGGGAAUAUGGCCGCCGCAUCUUCAUCACAAGCUGCUGGGAAUAUGGCUGGCGGUUCAUCGUCACAAGCUGCUGGGAAUAUGGCCAGCGGUUCAUCAUCACAAGCUGCUGGGAAGGUGGCGGCGUCUGCUCAAGGGGCGAGUGCUUCCAUAGUGGUGCUGUCCCAACAAGCCGCGUCCACUCAGCAGCUGGUGUUUCAGCAGAUGGGCCGAUGCUUUGCGCAGAGAAAGGCGUGGACAGCUUCCACAACCUGGCCUGCUUCAACCAACAGAUGAGGGAGGACCUCGAGCUCGCCAAGGAGCGGGCCAAGACUUGUCCGGAUUCGUGCGAGCAACUGCGUCAAGAGUACAUGGCAGCAGCAGCAGUAGGGACAGCAACAGCAGCAGCUGCAACAACAACAACAACAGCUCCUUCAUCUCCCGGGAGCCCUGGCACGCCCAGCCCCACCCCCCAGAAGUCUGGCCGCCUGCUCGUGGAGGAGAGCGACAGCGAGGUGUGCCUAGACCGCCGGCGGCCCAUGGCCUCCCAUUGGCUGGAACAUGCGGAGCUCCGCCCACCUGGACCACAGGCAGCGGCAGCCAAGUCCGUCCCCGAUGGCUCCACGGCCAGUAGGAAGAGAAAGCAUCCUGGAGACCAGAUUACUACGGGCACGCUCAAGAUGGUGUUCAAGCGAAACACCACGGACAAUUUUGUGGUGAAGAAUUCCCUGGAAGGUUCAGGCUCUGUGCCCAAAGACUUGAAGCCUGUGGUGAACCUAGAGAAGAGUGACAGUGAGUACGAGUUUGAUUCUAGGCACGAGGGACUCAACAAUCAGCCGGUCCUAGUGCGGCGAAGGACUUCCUCCAUCUCUCUGACCUCCCGGCAAACCUCCCUGGAGGCCCGCAGUGAGUCCAGUUCACAGUCAUCAUUUCAUAAAGGCAGCAGGCGCUCCUCGGAAGGGGAGGAGGAAGAUGAGGAGGAUAUGGACGACGAUGAAGAGGAGGAGGAGGAAGAAGAAGAGGGGGAGGAGGAGGAUGUUGAAGAAGACGAUGAUGAAAGUGAGAGUGAAAGCAGGUCAUCUAUAAGUGGGAAAUUGUCCAAAGAGGAGGUUCACCAGUCGUCGUAUGAGGACGUGGAAGCAGAGGCGGAGAACGAUGCCUUUGAGACAGACGGCCAGACAUGUGGCCAUUCUGUUGUAGACACACAAGACCAGCGGCCAGCCUUGAAACUGGCCAGCCUGAAAACUACGGCUCAGCUGUACUCCAACAUCACUAGCAUCAGCGAAAUGUCCCAGGACUCGGGGUCAAAGGUCAAAAGGAGGCUCUCUCGGGUCACCAGGGAUUUCUCGGAGAUUUCCGACGAUGUGUUCACACCCGACCUGCUGUAUCCCGGCGCCGCGCUCAACGACGAGGGUGCUGACCCCGGCCCUGGCGAGCCUGGCGACAACAUGGAUCACAGCCAGGUGAGAAAGCAAAGUACUUGUACUAGUCAUUCCACGGGGGGCGGAGACCACAAGCAACUGGCUGCCUCAGCGUGUGCCUCUCCGGCGGCGUCUGCGAACGACGAGGAGUUUGUGGCGGAGAGCCCGGUGAGCAACAUGGAGAAAGAGGCGGCUCAGCGGGGUCUGCCCAACACCUCGCUCUUCUCCUCCACCAACAACCGCACGUUGCUGGAGACGGAGGACAUGUACUCCUCGUCUGACGACGAACACCACAACAGCCGACCCUCGGGCUUCGCCUCCUUCGAGAUCGACAACCGAGACCCCCAGAACAGCAUGAUCAACGACUCGGUGCGCUCCGCCAUCAACAGUGUCCUCAACAGUGAUGACGACGACGACGACAACUCUCACAUGAGCUGGUCCUCCACCGCCCGCCCGUCCAGCCAUCAUCGCAGCGCGGCCGGCAGCCGACGUAGUGGUAGCGGCAACAAGGACACGGACCUUGACGCUGCCGUGCAGAGUAUAUUGAACAGCUGAUACAGGGGGAGCACGCUUUUCU